CCGAGAUUGACCAACUGUCAAGGUCCUGCCGAGAAAUAUCCGCCGCCUUAACAACUUUAGGACCCACCUUGGGAACUCGUAACUUAAUUAAUUGACGUCCUCUUUGAAGCUCUUUGGCCACCCAACUUUAAACAACACAGACCUUGGUGGAAUCCAUUUAAACAUCGCGCACGGAAAUAUCUAAAUUUCGUUGUUCCAAAACCAUGGCGUCGAGGGUUUUACUCGGCCGACUUCAAAGCGCCUCCAUGGCCGCUACAAUGCGCGCUACACGCAGCUUCCACGCGACAGCACGAACGAUGGCCGACGCAACGACUCCCUUACCUGUUCGCAAGCCCGUGGGCGCCUUUCGCGGGGGGCUCUUUGGUUUCCUCCUCGGUUCCACUCUCGCGGGUGCUGGCAUUUACAGCUAUGUCUUACGAGAAUAUAAGGCCUCUAACGAGUUAUUAACGGAGGACAUCUAUGCUCUACAGGCUGCGUGCCAACGACUGAACACGUACGUCCAGCAACUCGAAGAGAAGAUGGACGCCGCGGAAAGGAAAAGGAAGUAAACGGACGGGCAGGCGGGGUCGGAUAUAGGGCACGGACGACCAGAUACGUGAUGGGGGUAAUGUUGUAGGAAUAUGGGCAUCGUACAUACAUUUCUCGACACUGAAAGCAACAUGCAAAGGGUU
Molecule: messenger RNA, 671 nt
Organism: Daldinia decipiens
Lineage: Eukaryota; Fungi; Ascomycota; Sordariomycetes; Xylariales; Hypoxylaceae
Exons: 4
Coding region: 204-548 (114 amino acids)
Source: RefSeq, a predicted model, not a curated record